AUGACAAAAACUAGUUUUUGUUUAAAUAUUUUAUUAGUAUUUUCAAUCUUUAAUACAUUGUAUUUGAUAAUGGUUGCAAUGUUACAGUUUCUAACGAUUGAUCAAACCAUCAUUGUCCGUCAAUAUAUUGGAGAAAAUCUAAAACAAAAUAAUCAAGAGUUUAGAGCAUUGCUUCCAACCUCUGAUUGUUUAGAUUAUCAAGAAUUGAUGGAUGAAUAUAGAAAUAGAACAGAAUUGGAUAAACUUUAUUCACAAGAAUUAAUUUUUUCAUCACUAGAGUUAAAAAUUACUUCAAAGGAAAAGGUUAAACCAAAUCGAGAUCAAAAGAAAAGACUAGAAUGUGAUCAAAAUGCAAACAGAUCAAAAUUUAAACAUUUCACACAACUAUCUUUACCAAUUACAAUAUUUACACCAUUUGAUGUCAUUGCACAUGUUGUUUAUAUUUUUAUGAUUCGCUAUCCAGAAGAAACAAAAUUUACCAUUAUUCAAUUGUCAAUGCAAUCUAUUCAAUUCUUUUUUCAUUUUUUUUCUCUUUAUUAUUAUACAACAAAUAUUAUACCAUCCAUUCGAAAUGAUUUUCAAAAUUAUCCAAUUUGUUUUGAAAAAGAGAAUAAUCAAUAUCAUACUUUUUGUAAAGGAGAAAUAAAAGGAAAUUUAAUAAACUUUCAAAAUUUUGAAUUAGUAAAAUGGGAUUUUUCAAAAAUGAUUAUUUAUCAAUUGAUUUUAUCAAGUUAUUUAUUCAUAUCAAUCAUUAAAUCUAUAAUAUCAUUAAUAUUAAAAAAUUAA
This is a messenger RNA of Cavenderia fasciculata, 786 nucleotides long. RefSeq lists its product as uncharacterized. The coding region runs from base 1 to 786 and encodes 261 amino acids. Lineage: Eukaryota; Evosea; Eumycetozoa; Acytosteliales; Cavenderiaceae. The transcript has 3 exons. The record is from RefSeq and is a predicted model, not a curated record.